AACUUUAAAACGUUAAACCAGUGUUUCUCCUUCGGCUGUGACAGAUGGUAUGACCCGCUGUCACUCGGCUAGCAGGAGAGGGAGGGUCAACAUGGCGUCUGAACAGGAGAGUUCAAACGGGCCCGUGAAGAAGUCCAUGCGAGAGAAGGCUAUAGAAAGACGUAGCAUCAACAAAGAGCACAACAGUAACUUCAAAGCAGGCUAUGUACCCAUAGAAGAAGAACGUCUACAUAAGACGGGGCUAAGAGGACGCAAGGGAAACAUGGCUGUUUGCAUCGUUGUCCUCCUCUUCCUCCUCGCCCUAAUUAACCUCAUUAUCACUCUGGUGAUAUGGACAGUGAUCCGGAUCGGACCCAACGGAUGCGACAGUAUGGAGUUUCACGAGAGUGGCCUGCUGCGCUUCAAACAGAAGGCGGACAUGGGCAUCGUUCACCCACUGCACAAGAGCACAGUCGGAGGCCGUAAGGACCAGGACCUCGUUCUUGUCGGCAACAAUAAUCCGGUCGUGUUCCAGCAAGGCACCACUAAGCUGAGCGUAGAGAAGGACAAGACCUCAGUCGUCAGUGAUGUUGGCAUAUCUUUCACAGACCCUCGCACUCAGACCACCUUCUUCAGCACAGACUUUGAAAACCACGAGUUCCACCUGCCCAAAGGAGUCAAAGUUCUCAGUGUUAAAAAGGCCUCAACAGAAAGGAUCACCAGUAGUGCAGCAUCUGACCUGACCAUUAGAGGAGACAGCAAGGCCAUCAUUCGCGGAAACGAAGGCGUCAACAUCAUGGGCCGGACUGUAGAGUUUAAAAUGGGUGGAGGCAUCGAGCUCAGGGCUGAGAACAGCAUCGUCCUCAAUGGAUCAGUCAUGUUCAAUGCUACACGCAUCCCUAAUUCCGCAGGAGAUGUGUAUUUCGAUGAAGGCAUGGAGAGGUACAAGCUCUGCAUGUGUGCAGACGGGACUCUGUUCCGCGUGCAGGUGAAAUAUCACAACAUGGGUUGCCAGACUUCGGAUAACCCGUGUAGAAAAGCUCACUAGGAGACUUAACUGGAAUCUGCUGUUACAUCUCCCUACAAUCUAUCACCACUGAGGUCACACUACAAAUUUGCAUUAUGUAGAACAGCCUAUAGGCCAUUCAUCAUUACUGACACAUAACAAUACCUCUGCAGUUCACCUGACUUAUUCUGUAUUCCUCAUUUUGUGUGCCAAACAAGGGUUGCGGUAUUGAUCAUUGCCACUUGGCCAAAGAUAUUAACAGACUUGUAAAUGCUGAAGUAUUUUUAUUGCUCGUCAGGGUUGUCAACCUUAUCUAAAAACUGAUGUCAUAUCAGUGCAGAACACUCAUAUAUUUAACAUACUGUGGUCUACACUGUCCAUUGAUAUUUGAAGCUACAGUAUUUACUUUCUUGCCUUACCGUACAGUAUUUACUAAUUUACAAACCUCACUUUGGGUUUGUGUAAGACUUUAUUUGCUGUUCAUCGUCUCUGGCAGCUGUGUUUGAUAUUUUCUUUAUUAUAUUCACUGACAGGCGUGAGACACUACAUGUAAAUUAUUAAAUUUGGGAAAUGUAAAACAUGAGAUACAUUUUAAGCCAUCCAGUAGCUGAAGGGGUCUCUUCCUGCACAUCUCGGACUCUAUCAUGCACGUGCCAAUGGAUUUAGAAGGGAAGACGGAGGAUAUAAUAUAUGUAAUAUUCUAAUUUUGUCGCAAAAACCUUUUUUUACAGCGAAAUAAUACAAUAUUGAAAAAAAAACAGGAGGAGAGCGUGUGCACUAAGUUAUGCUACAGAUCGAUGCAAAUCUCUUUAAAAACGUUGAUGUUCAUGAAUGUCAGGAAAGUUUAAAUCAUCAGUAGCUCGGUUUGAAACCUAUAUUGAGUGGUUUGUGCAAUAUAGUAUAAAAGAUUUGAUUUUCACUUUGCUUUGGAUUGUCUUUGUCUGUUUUAUAACAGUAAUGAUGUUGAGAAAUGUCAUGAAGCCUGUUGUGAGAGUGUUUUUGAUCAACUGAAUGAAGAA
Molecule: messenger RNA, 2004 nt
Organism: Larimichthys crocea (large yellow croaker)
Lineage: Eukaryota; Metazoa; Chordata; Actinopteri; Sciaenidae
Gene: sgcb
Product: sarcoglycan, beta (dystrophin-associated glycoprotein)
Exons: 6
Coding region: 50-1027 (325 amino acids)
Biological process (GO): muscle organ development
Cellular component (GO): sarcolemma; sarcoglycan complex
Source: RefSeq, a predicted model, not a curated record